Molecule: messenger RNA, 540 nt
Organism: Microthlaspi erraticum
Lineage: Eukaryota; Viridiplantae; Streptophyta; Magnoliopsida; Brassicales; Brassicaceae
Source: the annotation of a GenBank genome assembly
AUGGAUUUCAUCAAGACCAGUUCCCUGCGUGCUCUGAUUGAGUUAACUUUCCAACGCAAUUGGAAUGGCAUCAUUUGGAUGAGUAGAAAAGGAGUUAUGAAGAGUGAAGACUGUCCAGACGGCUAUCGAGCGCACACCGGCGGACCGAGGAACGAACGUACCGCGAUCGCCCGCACGUAUCCGCAUCCCGCCAAGUCAGGCCGGCUCACGUCCGACCCGGGAAACAACGUCCCGCGGUCGGCCGUUCCACCUGCCACCACAAGCCGUGCACGACCGCGCGCGCGAACCGGGAAGCAAGCCUCGCGGCCGCGCACACCCAUGUACCGCGGCCGACCCAUCCGUCCGACAGGAAGCACGUCCCGUCCGGCCAAGUUUCAUCGGCCAAAUCCAUCCGUCCGACCACGCGGCCGACCGAAAACAUCGGCCACGACCGUUCCGACCGUACCGACGACCCGAUCUGAUCCGGCCGAUCGUCCCCCGACCGUCCGAACGUCCGUCGACCCGAAGCCCGUUUUGAACACGUUUUCAAGCCCGGCUUAA